This is a messenger RNA of Oryza sativa Japonica Group (Japanese rice), 839 nucleotides long. Its product is annotated as protein NOI4. NCBI's taxonomy places the organism in Eukaryota, Viridiplantae, Streptophyta, Magnoliopsida, Poales, Poaceae. Gene Ontology annotation, cellular component: plasma membrane. The record is from RefSeq and is a predicted model, not a curated record.
CGCACAAACACAGACACUGACAGACUGCAGCGCUGACAGCCAGCCAGCCAGCCUACAGGCAGGCAGGCAGGCAGGCAACGCAAACCACCACCCAACCCCAACACCAACAACUACUACUAAUACCAAGCCAAAAUCAAAUCACCCUACUAAUUUAAUCGCCCCCCACUUAAUCUAAUCAAACCCUCCAAACCAAACCGAUUCCUCCUCUUCUCCUCUCCUCUCCUCUCCUCUCCUCUGCUCCCAACCCCACCCUUCCUUCCUCGACCACAGCAGCGGCGGCGGCGGCAGGAGACGGAGAGAGGAAUCGCGAUGGCGGCGGAAAAAGGAAGUCCGUUGCCGAAGUUUGGGGAAUGGGAUGUCAAUGAUCCUGCUUCAGCUGAGGGAUUCACUGUAAUCUUUAACAAAGCUAGAGACGAGAAGAAGACUGGUGGCAAUUCACAGGGACAAGAUUUGGCCGCAAAAAGUGAACAGCCAUCUGGACAAGGGUUGUAUCCAGCAAAACCGAACAGUUCCAAGAAAUGGUUCUGCUGCAUGCAACCUACUGCUGCUGAAUCUUGAAGAUCAUGGGCUGAUUGGAUUGUGGAAGCGUCUACCUUGUUAAAAUCAGAAAAAACUCCACGAUAUCCAUGGGAACUUGUUUGUGGGUUUACUGUGUGGUGAAGAUGUUAUGGCGGAACAUGUAAUAUUACUUCUAUGGUGUGUACAUUAUUUACAACCUAUAUAUGUGGGAAAACAUCAGUGGUGUAUAUUGAUGCAUAAAGUUGGUAUUUCGUCAAAUUGACUCAAUUCUUGAAUGUUCAUUCUGUUUAAAAGGGCGAGAAGAAAAGGCAAAAGUAACA